AUGGGUGACGUCACGCGUCAAUUGACCAUAACCUAAUUGUUUCCCAAUUCACUUCAAAAAGACCCAAAUUUUCCCCGUUUUCCCUUAAUCAUUAAUGAAAAUCUACUAAUUAAUAUUCGCGGUGUACAUUACGAUUAAUCGCAGCCAUGUGGCUGGACGAAAUCGACGAGAUUUUCAAAGGAUUCUUACCGUACUACAUUCUGGUAUUUCUCCCAAUUUUUAUUAUAGUUUCACCAGUUAAUCCUGUGAAUGCCUCUCACGAAUUUCCCAUUUAUCGUAUGCAACAUUUUGAUCUUCACGGGGUGUCCUAUGGAAGCAGAUCCUCGGCAGUAAACUUAGAAGCCAAAUCACUUUCGACAUGGAGCGCCUUUAGGCACUGCGUAAUGACUAGGCUGACGGACUUGACCGUAGAUGCUUUUAGGCAAAUUAGGUCCAAGGCGGGGGCUCUUAUCAUCGAGCUCCCCCCAAACAUUUCAACUAUUUCACAGGAACAAAAACAAAGUAUACAACUGCUUGAGCAUAAAAUGCUUUAUGAACAAGAAAUCAGUAUACCAGUAUACUUUAUAAAUUAUGACCCCAAAAUUGAUGAAAUCAUUUCGGAACUUUCAUCAAGUGGAGAGGCUAAUGAAAAAUCUUCUGCGGCUCAAGCUAUGUAUUCUUCUAUAGCAGCUAAUGGUUAUCAAAUCAUUAUACCGUCAUCAAACUCAAAAACCAACAUAAAAAUACCCACAUUACAUGGCCACUUGUCAGGUUAUAGACCCCAAGGGAAAAUUCCCACCGUAGCAAUCGUUACGCACUAUGACAGUUUUGGGGCAAGCCCGGACUUGUCUUUUGGGGCCGACUCUAACGGUUCGGGAGUAAUAGUGAUGUUGGAGCUGAUCCGUCUAUUUUCUGGACUCUAUAAAGAUCCACAAACCAGAGGGAAAUAUAAUAUUCUGUUUGUCUUAGCUGGUGGUGGAAAAAUUAAUUAUCAAGGUACCAAGAAGUGGUUGGAAGAUCAGCUCGAUUCUUCAGAAGGGUCACUUAUACAGGAUGCAUCCUUUGUACUAUGCUUGGACACUUUAGCAACCUCAGACACAAUUUACAUGCACGUCUCGAAACCGCCCAAAGAGGGCACUCCCUCCUCCAACUUCUACAAAAACCUAAAAUCGAUCGGUGAAACCCACGAGAACGUCACCAUAGAAGGAGUCCACAAAAAAAUCAAUUUAGCCGAAGACCUCUUGGGUUGGGAACACGAGAGAUUCAGUAUCAGACGGUUAUCAGCGUUCACUUUGUCGUCAAUCAAGAGUCACAAGGACCCUUGGAGGUCCACAAUAAUAGACGCCAAAGAUAACGUGGACGUAAAACGUUUACAAAGGAACGCCGAGAUUAUCGUGGACGCUUUGGGGAAGUUCAUUUAUGACACCACCGAUAUAUUCGGUGCAGGUUGGAACGUCAGCGGUGAUGCUGUGGAAUCUUGGAUGGACUACUUAUCCAGCCAACCCAGAUCGCCCCAAUUGUUAACGGCCAAAGAUCAUCCGUUACUUGUGGCCCUACAGGAUGAUUUUAAUAAAUAUUUAAGGGAUGUUAAGGUUACUUAUGCGGUACCUGAUAAACGGGAUCCGGAUUAUCAGUUUUAUAGUAGUACAGGGGGCAUCAUGCAUAUUUAUAGUGUAAAACCGGCCCUGUUCGAUCUCGUUCUCACCAUAGCAAUAGCGAUUUACCUGUCGGCCGUCUAUUUCGUCAUCAACUUCGUUCCCACCUUAUACGAACUAUCCACCAACUUCAUGAGAACCACCACCACCACCACCACCAAAAUUAAAAUCAGAUAAAAUGCCCCGAGAACAAAAAUUCAUUACAGCAAUAUAGUAGAAUAAAACUUUUUAAUUGUUGUUACCAAAGCUUUAGCUCGAUUUUUCAUUUUUCAAGUGGCACUCGUGAAAUUUAUUAACUUCCUAUUAGUGCCACUUAUUUUUAAGUUUAUUAGUGGUUUAUUUGAAACAUUUAUUAGUCCAGUUUUUGUUUUUAUACUGUAUGUAGUUUUGAUUGAAUAAAUAAUAUUAAAGAUUA
Messenger RNA from Anthonomus grandis grandis, 2049 nucleotides. Its product is annotated as nicalin-1. Gene Ontology annotation, biological process: regulation of signal transduction. NCBI's taxonomy places the organism in Eukaryota, Metazoa, Arthropoda, Insecta, Coleoptera, Curculionidae. Gene Ontology annotation, cellular component: endoplasmic reticulum membrane. The transcript is spliced from 8 exons. The coding region runs from base 147 to 1811 and encodes 554 amino acids. The record is from RefSeq and is a predicted model, not a curated record.